Molecule: messenger RNA, 510 nt
Organism: Funneliformis geosporum
Lineage: Eukaryota; Fungi; Glomeromycota; Glomeromycetes; Glomerales; Glomeraceae
Source: the annotation of a GenBank genome assembly
AUGAUAAAACUAAAUGAAAAAAAUGAUGAUCUACGAACAGGACAGCUUACUAUCUUUAUACGUCGCCAGUGGUCUCUUGUCGACGGUGGACCGGAUGAAAACCCAAGGCAUUUAAAAAACAUAAAAGUUUAUUGUCAGCUCUUUAAAAAAUUCAACCUGGAUUACCUGAGCAUACGAACGUAUGCCACAGGACAAUCCAAGUACAAUCCUGUAGAGAGAGGAAUGGCAACGCUAUCCGAUAAGUUGGCAGGUGUUACGUUGCUAAUAAAUCACUCUGAAGUGCACUUAAACACUCAAGGCAAAGUAAAUCAGCCAAUCUUCAGCUAUAUCGGGAUCUUAAAUUUCAGGGGUCAAAAGAGAGUAUUAGGAUAUGAUCUUCAUUCUAAAUUUCAUGGUCGCUUAAAAAAUGGAGAAAAAGUGGAUCUAGAUAAAGAAAACUUAGAUCCCGAAGACAGAGAAAAAGUUGAAAAAGUUCAAGUCCCUAUGAAAAAAAGUGUAUACAAACAUUGA